CUGCCUGUCAAGGAUGAGAACAUCAAAUACCUCUGCCAUUGGCCAUGUGUUUCGGGACCCAUUAGCUCCAGCCUGGCGCUGCCCGCCUCCGGCUUUACGCCUCUGCAGGAGGUGCCCUUCACCGUGGAGAUCGACAACCAAUCGCCGCACUACGAUAUUAUUGCCUUGGAGGUGUCCAUAAAACAGCACUUCGUCUUCCUUUCGCGCAAGCCCGUCAAGCGCAAUUUCUACACGAAGACCCUCUGCAAGGAGAUCGUCACGGAUCGCACCCUGCGCCUGUCCAAGCGCAUGUACGAGUCGAGCAUUGUUGUGCCCAUGGACACGCCCCGCUCCACGCUGAACCCCAACUACAUUGUCUUCCUGCACUACACGCUGCAGGUGAAGCUGAAGACCGGCUACUUCCACUACGACACGGAUCUCUCCGUGCCCAUUGUGGUGGGCACGACGCCACUGCAGCAUCUGCAGGCCAGCACCUGCACCCGGCAGCCGGGUCGACGCACGCCCACGCCGGAGCGCCAACGCCUCAUCGAGCGGGUACAGCCACGCCCCGCCACGGUCCAGGAGGAGACGCCACAGGAGGCGGCUGCCGAGGAGAUUCAUCAGACGCUGGAGGACGACGAGCCGCCCUCGUAUGACAGUUGCUUGCCGCCUUCGUUUAGCUUCGCUACUCUGGCUGGCAGCCAGCAGACGUUGGAGAGCCAACCGCGCAUACAUCUGCCCAAAUUUCCGGGCUUU
Molecule: messenger RNA, 735 nt
Organism: Drosophila arizonae
Lineage: Eukaryota; Metazoa; Arthropoda; Insecta; Diptera; Drosophilidae
Product: arrestin domain-containing protein 3
Biological process (GO): protein transport
Cellular component (GO): cytoplasm
Source: RefSeq, a predicted model, not a curated record